Molecule: messenger RNA, 3894 nt
Organism: Aethalodelphis obliquidens (Pacific white-sided dolphin)
Lineage: Eukaryota; Metazoa; Chordata; Mammalia; Artiodactyla; Delphinidae
Gene: SUGCT
Product: succinyl-CoA:glutarate-CoA transferase
Exons: 13
Coding region: 22-1257 (411 amino acids)
Cellular component (GO): mitochondrion
Molecular function (GO): succinate-hydroxymethylglutarate CoA-transferase activity
Source: RefSeq, a predicted model, not a curated record
AGGAUUUCAGAGGGGUUCGCGAUGCUGGCGACGCUGGCGAGGGUCGCGGCUCUGCGGAGAAGCGGCCUUCUCUCCCGCCGGGGAGGCGGGAGGGGGCUGUGGACCGGCCGCCCGCAGUCAGAUACUGACAAUAUGAAGCCAUUGGAGGGUGUAAGAAUUCUGGAUCUAACAAGAGUACUGGCGGGACCUUUUGCUACUAUGAAUUUAGGAGAUCUUGGAGCAGAAGUUAUAAAAGUGGAAAGACCAGGAGCUGGUGAUGAUACACGAACUUGGGGUCCACCUUUUGUGGGGACAGAAAGUACUUAUUUUCUCAGUGUUAACCGAAAUAAAAAAAGUAUAGCUGUUAAUAUCAAGGAUCCAAAAGGGGUGAAAAUCAUCAAAGAGCUGGCAGCUGUUUGUGAUGUAUUUGUGGAAAACUAUGUCCCUGGCAAAUUGUCUGCAAUGGGGCUGGGCUAUGAAGAUAUAGACGUGGUAGCGCCUCACAUGGUCUACUGUUCCAUCACAGGGUAUGGUCAGACAGGUCCACUGUCUCAGCGAGCUGGGUACGAUGCUGUUGCCUCUGCUAUUUCUGGUCUGAUGCACAUCACAGGGCCUGAGGAUGGAGAUCCAGUUCGUCCAGGAGUGGCCAUGACUGAUCUUGCCACUGGCCUUUAUGCAUAUGGAGCCAUUAUGGCUGGAUUGAUACAAAGAUAUAAAACCGGAAAAGGACUGUUCAUUGAUUGUAACCUACUGUCAUCCCAGGUGGCAUGUUUGACUCACGUCGCCGUGAAUUAUCUUAUUGGCCAAGAGGAAGCGCGGCGCUGGGGCACAGCUCACGGAAGUAUUGUUCCUUACCAGGCUUUUAAAACCAAGGAUGGAUAUCUCGUAGUUGGAGCAGGAAAUAACCAACAGUUUGCUACUGUGUGCAAGAUCUUGAAUUUGCCUGAACUGACUGAUGAUUCCAAGUAUAGAACUAACCACCUUCGGGUACAGAAUAGAAAAGAGCUUAUUAAAAUACUAUCGACACGGUUUGAAGAAGAAAUGACCAGCAAGUGGUUACACCUCUUCGAAGGCAGUGGAGUCCCGUAUGGCCCAAUUAACAACAUGAAGAACGUGUUUGCAGAACCCCAGAUGUCCUCCCUUGUUUUUCCCCUGACGAGCUGUGGAGUUUCUUGGCCCUGGGUACAUGGAACCGGCCACUUCUGUUCAGAUGUGGGACUGCACCGCUGGCGCCCGUGGCCCAGCUCUCCAUGUGCACCGUGCCAGCACAGCUGCUAGUUCAACUGAAAAUUGAUUUGGGUGAAGUACAAGGCCUGGAACUUGGCGCAGGAAGUGAGACUUUGAUGAAGUGGAAAGGGGUAUGUCUAACCAAAAAAAGAAAGAAGAAAAAAGAUUAGAAGCAUCAAAGAGCAGGAGAUAAUUUUCUGUGGGCCUACUUAUCAAGUGGACCAUUUAUGUUUCAUCUGUGGUUUGAACGUGGUAGACAACAAAAAUUUGCUUGAUGGUCGAAACUGUUCCUAACCAGAAUAAUUUCCUCAUAGUCUCAUGUUCUGAGAAAACUUGCCUUUUUGACUCAACCGAAACAACAAAUGAUUCUUUUUUUUCUGGGAUAGAUGCAAGGGUGUCUACCUUUUAUCCUCUGAUUAUAUGCUACAGACCUUUGCACAGUUAAAAUGAUCCUGCAGGCAUCCACUGUUAAGUCAAUCAGCAAUACUACAGGAGAUUUUGGUCUGUAUUUACUGCUAUCUCUGAGAAAUUUUGAUCCAAAACCCUUUUAGUGGUAGUUUUAUUGUUUUUUCUCCCUCAAUGAUAAAUUAUCUGUGGAAAACUCUGUGCAUUGUAGAAGUAUAAUAUAGAUUAUCUGCAUAUAGAUUUUAAUAGUCAUGUUUCCAAGUGCUUUCUUAAAAUAUCUUCUUUUAAUCAGGCCAAGAUUGUGUAGUACAUUAAAGGAAUUCUUAAAAAGUUUAAAAAACUUACUAGAUGACCUCAGUAUGGUCCUAUUUAACAUACCCUUGGGAACAUGUGCAUGAAAUACAUUGUGGUUUGAGGUUUUCCAACCCAAACAGACUUAAAAGAAAAUGCAGCUUUUAAUAGAAACUAUUCAAAUUCCUGCAAAAAUAGGUAUGGAUCUCACCACUGAGAGGGUUUAAAAGCAUCAUUAUCUACCAUGAGAAUCAAAAGAGAAUGUGUUAUCCUGCUUUUUCUGUUUUGCUCAAGACCGUAAAUUUGGCGGUUCUAGUGUAUCACCAUUUUUGAAUGAAAUGCUCAGUUACAAAAUACAUGUGUAUGUGAAUGACUGAACCUCUGAUUAAUGUUUUUCUUUCUCCUUGAUGCCAUGACCUGUGGGUGGGGAAGGGAGGGCAAAGGGUGUCGCAAAACUGCUGUUAUUUAACAGUCUUCACAUUUAUACCACACAAGUUGAAUCCAUCAGGUGUAAGACAUCACCCUGAAGCAUCACUUCUGAGAACUAUUGGGAGGGAAAUAUCAGAACUGAAAUAUCACAGCUGGCCCUGAUUUUAACUGGUGCCAAACACCUGCAGACUCUAAAAGGAUACCAAAAUAAAACCCCACCCUGUGGCAGCAAGCCAGCCCUUAACAACCCUUCCUUAACUUUGCAUCACCAUCAAGAUUAAUUUAACAUUUUCUACAGAAACCUUAUUCUUCCUGUCCCAGAAGGCCAUUAUAACUCCUGUAGCCAAUCUUUCGUAUGGGAUAAAUAUGUCAUAGAAACAGAGUGAAGCCUUGAAAUAUUUGAUAGCUUAAAAUUAUCUGUUGUUUUCAUAUCAUUAUUUGUGGAAGCCUGUGAGGUUGGGGGCUUUAUUAAUCUCUAGGCUAGCUCAUAUUCUCCAAGUGACUUUGUUUUAGCACGUUUUGGCAAAGUAUCUGAGCAUCUGGGGGAAAAAAGCCUUCAGGAUUCAUAUAGUAAGUGUCAGAAGCUCCCCAAAAUACAGAGCUAUUUUUCAAGUCCUUUCUACCUAUACAUGCAGACACACAUGUGCACACAUGCACACACAUACAUACACACAUGCACUACUGAUGCAUUUUAAAGAUUGCCUUUUGAAUGACAUUAGUUAAUAUUUAUUGAAAUGCAGUUGCAUAGCCCUGGGAGGGCCAUACAAAUCAAGCAAAAUUAUAUCCUUGUUUCUAAUACUGCUGGGAAAUACAUACAUACAGUGCUCCCUGUAACUGGAAAACAGUUGAUGAAGAUCUGAGGUAAAACAGUAUGUCUGGAAAUAAUUCCUAGUAGACAAAAGAGAUACAAAAAUAAAAUUUAUGUAUCUCUCUGAGUAUAUAUGACACAUUUCAGAUAGUGAACAAAUUCAGACAUUUUGUUCUGUGAUACCUGGGUAUAAUAUUUUCAGUUUUGGAAAAAAUAAUGUGUUUCAUACGUAAGUGACCAAGUGAAAUAAAAAUUGAAAGUUUAAGGAUUCAAUUUUAUAUUAAAAUAUAAGACAAUGAUAUCCAAUUUUAUUUUGUUGUGUUGAAAAGAAUCAUAAUACAGAAAAACCUCAUGCGUUAUCAUGUAAGAGGAAACCUAUUGAAAUGUCAAAUAAAAGUUAAGGUCUUAGUAUUACAUUACUGGCAUUUUAUGUUCAUUCUUUAUGUAUACCUAGGAAAUUUGGAUGCAUCGGGUUUUUUUAAGCUAUCACACUUACAUAUUUAGAUAUCUAACUGGAAUGCCUUGGACAUUACCUGAUUGACAUUGAUGGAGAAAAGGUAAUAGAAUUUAUGUUAAAGAAAAAAGUCUCUCUUUUUGUUAUUUUCAUGAAAGGCAUGGUUCAGGGCAGAGGAGACUAGUCACUUUUUCAUUCUGUCAGUCACUCAGUUAUUUGUUCAGCAAAUAGUAAUUUCUGGCCUGCUAUAUAUGUAUGGUCUUUUAAUUUUUUUUAUUUUUGGCUGCGAUGGGUCUUGUGG